Messenger RNA from Punica granatum (pomegranate), 2059 nucleotides. NCBI's taxonomy places the organism in Eukaryota, Viridiplantae, Streptophyta, Magnoliopsida, Myrtales, Lythraceae. The record is from RefSeq and is a predicted model, not a curated record.
CCAAAGUCUGGGCAUCGGAAUCCCACGGAGGCAGACAUGCCGACAAUGGAUGGUCCAGAACCUCGGAGAACAUUCUCUCUCUCACUCACUCCCUCUCUACGCGCGCACACAGAGCAGAACUCUUCGAUGAAUUUCACUCUCAGCUGUCGAUUUCGAAUUCGUUUGUUUCCUCUGCUUCGAUUCGAUGAUCUGAUGGAUGAAACUGAAGCGAACCCAAUUUCCAAUUUGAAUUGGGAAAGUUGAUUUAUGCAUGUAUAUGUAUAAAUAGUAAUCCGCGUUAAAAUAAUUAUGGCGGUGUGUUGUUUGGGUCCCACGCGCUGCACGGCCCCCUUCUCCCCUCCCACCACCCCCUACUCUCUCCCCCGCCCCUCCUACGCCGUGGCCAUGUCCUCCUCCCGCAGCCCCAGCCCCAGUCCCAGCCCCUCCCAGCCUUCCCUCCUCGUCUUCUCAGGUGGCACCGCGUUCAACGGGGUCGUUGAGGAGCUGAAGAAGCUCACUAGUCGAGUGGCCCACGUCCUCCCCGUCUCCGACGACGGUGGCAGCACGGCAGAGAUCGUCCGCGUCCUCGGUGGACCAGCUGUAGGAGACAUAAGGUCAAGGUGUUUGAGAUUAUCAGAUCAAAGUACGUCCGAGGCACUGGCAGUUCGAAGAUUGCUGGGUCAUCGCCUGCCACUUGAUCCCAAGCAAGCCAAAUCUGAAUGGUACGCUAUUGUGGAAGAAGAACACUCCUUGUGGAAUGAUGUGUCAAGGCCAUACCGGGAAACAAUAAGAGCAUUCCUGGUUUAUUUUCAAAAUGAGAUCCUUCGUCGGCCUAAUGAAUCAUUUUGUUUCAGCAAUGGCAGUAUUGGGAAUUUUUUCUUUGCAGGAGCACGCAUAUUCUUCCAGUCUUUAGACGCUGCCAUAUUUUUGUUUUCACGUGUUUCAGAUAUCCCUUCAGAAAGUCUUGUCCUGCCAGUUAUUUCAACCAAUGACAGGCUCACCUUGGGAUGUGAGUUAUGGGAUGGAACUAUAAUACGUGGCCAGAAUGAAAUUUCACAUCCAACAAAUGGCACGGUGGAGCUGAUUAACAAGAAAAGCUCUUCAAUGCCCGCUCUUCCAUCAAGAAUAAAGCGAGUUUUCUACAUGUCCCGUGAAGGCACCCACUCAUUGCAUGAGGUUUUUCCUGCAGCAAAUCCAGCUGUCCUGGACCAGUUGAAAACUGUGGACUGUAUUGUUUAUGCUAUGGGAUCUCUCUUUACUUCCAUAUGUCCUUCACUGGUAUUACUUGGCAUUGGAGAGAUCAUUUCCUCAAGAACAUGUCCGAAGGUACUCUUGUUGAAUAGUUCUCAUGACCGGGAGACGAGUGGCUUCUCAGCUUCAUGUUUUGUGACUGCUAUCACAGAUGCCCUGAAUCGGACUCAUGGAGACAACAACAAUUGUCUGAAAAACCCUCCAAGUCAGUACAUCAAUACACUUUUUGUGCCCAGAGGCAGUACAAUUCCCGUUGAUAUACGGCAGUUGGCUUCUCAAGGGAUCUGUGACGUGGUGGUCAUUGACUCCUUGCACGAUGAGAAGGUUGGUGUAGUUUACGACCCCAGGUCACUGAUUUUGGCUCUGGCUGAUUUGAUCAGCAGAUUUAGGAGCACAAGCUUCACAACAGGGUAGAUGAAGAGAUGUGAAGCUCCUGCUCUGUUGGGACCUAAAUUUGGACGUUGAAUCUUCUGAAGCGUGGCUCCAGUUUAUGCAGUCCAUUGAUCACGUAAAAGAAAUUGAUCAAAUUUAUCAGAAGACUACUGGAAGUAGCUUUCGGGAGGUUCUGAAUCCAAGACUCACUCUUCGCAGGUGAAUGUCCUGUAUCCUGUUGUGGGCAGGCAGGUCUCCGCAGCCUCGAUCACUCAUUGACCGAGCAGAUGUGAUUCAAACUAUUCAGAGACUUGACUUUUCUGUUGCUGCAUAUCAGAAUAGGCAUCCAUGUCCAUGUUGAAGGAAACAAUUAAAUAUGAUAUAUUUGGCCAUGAAAAUCAUGAUAAACUAAAACUCUGGUUUACAUAUCCACUUGUCAAUUCUUCGUUUUUUCUUA